UUUACGCACGUUCCACACCAUCUGACCUCUCCCUAAGAACUCGAAAGUUUAUAAAAUGGAUAAAGUUUUAAAGAUAACUUGCACAAAAUCUGUGUUUUAUGGAAUUUCAACAUAUAAUAGGUUAUCAAACAAACUGAAUUCAAAACAAUGUAUAUCUGCAAUUAGUAAAAUAUUAUCCACACAAGAUUAUUCAACGUCUUUUCUCAGUGGUGUUAAAAACUUAUAUGGCAAUACAACUGUAUUUUCUAAAUAUAAACCUAAAUAUAAACCUUAUGUAUUUAAUCAACAGAAGUGUAAUAUGUUUAUUCAAACGCAAGAUACACCAAAUCCAAACAGCUUAAAAUUCAUCCCAGGAAUAUCAGUAUUAGGAGAAGGAUGUACAAAAGAUUUCCCAAAUAUCAAAGAUGCAUAUUGUUCACCACUUGCCAAGAUGUUAUUUAGAAUUGAAGGUGUAAAAGCAGUAUUUUUUGGACCUGACUUUAUUACAAUUACAAAAGUUGAUGAAGAUGUUGAAUGGAAAGUAUUGAAACCAGAGAUUUUUGCUACUAUUAUGGAUUUCUUCGCAAGUGGAUUGCCAGUCAUAGACAAAACUUCUCAAACUUCAUCUGCAGUAGAUACACAAAUUAAUGAUGACGAUGAAGUUGUUCAGAUGAUAAAAGAAUUACUGGACACACGGAUACGCCCUACAGUUCAAGAGGAUGGUGGUGAUAUUGUAUUCAUGGGGUUUGAAGAAGGUAUCGUAAAAUUAAAAAUGCAAGGCUCUUGUACCAAUUGCCCAAGUUCUGUAGUAACAUUGAAGAAUGGUGUACAAAAUAUGAUGCAAUUUUAUAUACCUGAAGUACUUGGUGUUAUACAAGUAGAAGAUGAAACAGAUAAAAUUAGUAAUAAAGAAUUUCAGAAACUUGAACAAAAACUCAACAAAGAAGAAAAACCGACCGACAAAUAAGUGAUAUCAGGUAAGAAUUCUCCUAUACAUAUAUAUAUAUAUAUUAUAUACACACAAUGAUUUGUGUGUGCAUAUACACGUGUGUGUGCGCGCAUGCGCGCGUUUAAAAGAAAAUUCUGUACUUCUCAGCAAGAUAACGAUGUUGUAUAAUAUUGAACAUACUGUGUAUAGUUGAUGGAAUAUUAUCUUGUUAUAGAUGACAGCAUUAUACAAAAUAAGCAAUACUUUUUCUUCUCUUCUCAAUUUAUAUAAUUUAUGUAAAUACAUACAAUCAUACAAAUA
Molecule: messenger RNA, 1228 nt
Organism: Pseudomyrmex gracilis
Lineage: Eukaryota; Metazoa; Arthropoda; Insecta; Hymenoptera; Formicidae
Product: NFU1 iron-sulfur cluster scaffold homolog, mitochondrial-like
Exons: 5
Coding region: 56-946 (296 amino acids)
Biological process (GO): iron-sulfur cluster assembly
Cellular component (GO): mitochondrion
Molecular function (GO): iron-sulfur cluster binding; iron ion binding
Source: RefSeq, a predicted model, not a curated record